AUGUCAGAAGCAAGAAUUAAUGAAUUGGCUUUAGAAUUAAAAGCCAACUUAAAACAAUUUCCAAACUUCCCAAAAGAAGGAAUUCUUUUUGAAGAUUUCCUUCCAAUUUUCACCAAACCAGAUCUUUUCAAGAAAUUAGUUGAAGCAUUUAAAUUACAUGUUGGUGAUAAGAAAGUUGACUAUGUUAUCGGUUUAGAAUCCCGUGGAUUUUUAUUCGGACCAACUUUAGCCCUUGCCUUAAAUGCCGGUUUCGUUCCAGUUAGAAAGCCAGGUAAAUUACCAGGUCCAACUCAUACUGUUGAAUUCCAAAAAGAAUAUGGAUCUGAUUCAUUUGAAAUUCAAAAGGAUACUAUUCCUGUUGGAUCCAAGGUUUUAAUUGUUGACGAUAUCUUGGCAACUGGUGGUAGUGCUUUUGGUGCUGGUGAAUUAGCAAAGAUGACUGGAGCUGAAAUUGUUGAAUACUUGUUUGUUAUGGAAUUAGAUUUCUUGAAAGGAAGAGACAGAUUAGAUGCUCCUGUUUUCACUUUAUUCGGGGGUCAACUUGAAAAGCUUCAAUAA
Molecule: messenger RNA, 558 nt
Organism: Hemisphaericaspora subhashii
Lineage: Eukaryota; Fungi; Ascomycota; Pichiomycetes; Serinales; Debaryomycetaceae
Gene: APT1
Product: adenine phosphoribosyltransferase
Exons: 1
Coding region: 1-558 (185 amino acids)
Biological process (GO): AMP salvage; adenine salvage
Cellular component (GO): cytoplasm
Molecular function (GO): adenine binding; adenine phosphoribosyltransferase activity; AMP binding
Source: RefSeq, a predicted model, not a curated record